Messenger RNA from Lactuca saligna, 2626 nucleotides. Lineage: Eukaryota; Viridiplantae; Streptophyta; Magnoliopsida; Asterales; Asteraceae. The record is from the annotation of a GenBank genome assembly.
GGAAGAUUCUAUUUCUAUUUCUUCCACUGUGUCAAACCAAACCAAACCAAACCAAACAGAUUAUACACACCAACACUUCACUUUCUUUCCAACAAACGAUUUGAUUUCUGUGGUUCUCCUUUACAGAACCUCUCAAGCUCCUUCCAUGGUGCUCACUGGUACUUCCACUCUACUAAUACCACACUUCUUUUUAUCUAUUACCAUGCUUUCUGAAAUUAGGCACAUAGAAAGGGCUUGCUAAGAACCGGAGUAUAAUUUCAAAGUUGGAAGAUGGUUUUUGGAUCUGAAAUGUUCUGAUUCACGAUGGGGUUACUGGAAGUGACGACAUGUUGUAGAACCGAAAGGAUUUUGAUUGAUUUUUACGGAGCAAUAGCCGGGUGACAUGGAUACUUCAUCUGAGUCUGGUUCGCAGACGCAGAGAUCAAUUCCGGCCAUCAUUCCCCGGUUCUCCGGCGACACUGAUCAUGAUCCCAAGGAUAUUAGCUUGAGACAGUGGCUAGACAACAGAGAAAGAUCUAUUGACGCCCUUGAAAACAUGCAUAUAUUUAUGCAGAUAGUAAAAAUUGUAAGCCUCGCACAUUCCCAAGGGCUUCUGGUUCAUAACAUUCGACCUUCCUGCUUUGUCAUGUCAUCGUUUUCUCAUGUAUCGUUUAUCGAAUCUGCUUCCUGCUCCGAUUCAAGUUCAGAUUCUGACCAGGAUGUAUCAAGCAGCCAAACCGAUUCUUACAAGAACUUGCCAAAUGAUUUCCGUAACACAUCAGAAAACAAACAAGUUAUUGUUAAACAACAAGAAGAAGAUGUAGAAGAAACGAAACAUGUGUUUCCCAUGAAACAGAUUCUACAUAUGGAAAUGAAGUGGUAUACUUCGCCGGAGGAGGCUGCCGGAGGUCCAACUUCUUGUUCUUCUGAUGUUUAUCGACUUGGGGUUCUUCUUUUUGAGUUAUAUUGCCCUUGUAGUUCACCAGAAGAAAAAAACGCAACCAUGUCUACCCUCAAACACCGCCUCUUUCCUCCACAGUUUCACUGCAAGUGGCCAAAAGAAGCCUUCUUUUCCAUGCGCUUACUUCACCCUGAUCCAGCUAGCAGGCCAAAAAUACAUGAAGUGUUACAAAGUGAGUUUCUUAGUGAACCUAAAGAAAAGUUGGAUGAAAGAGAAGCUGCAAUAGAGCUUGAAGAAAAGAUAGUCGAGCAGGAGAUGUUGCUGGAGUUUCUUUUAGAGCUGAAACAGAGAAAGCAAGAAGCUUUAGAUUACUUGCAUAGAGAUGUUACAUUUCUGUCUUCUGAUUUGCAACAAGUUACAAAUUCUCAAAGUUCAAUUAGAAAAAAAGGAGGGUCUAAUUCGGUUUUUGGGGUUUCGCCUUCUCAAAAUGACAAUUCCAGAAAACGCAUUAGAACACAAGAAAAUCAAGAAAAUGGCAUUCCCAAAUGUUCAAGAUUGAUGAAAAACUUCAAGAAACUAGAAUCGGCAUACUUUUCAACUCGACAUAAAACAUCGAAACCAAAUAGCAAUCCAUUCUUGGAGGGACUUUCAAAGUACAUGUCAUACACGGGUGUAAAUAAGAAAAUCAAAGUUUUUGAAUAUGAUUCAAUCUUGAAUGAGAAUCGAGACAUUCACUUCCCUAUUGUUGAAAUCCCAACCAGAUCAAAACUAAGCAGUAUUUCCUGGAAUCGAUACAUCAAAAGCCAGAUUGCAUCAAGUAAUUUUGAAGGUCUUGUGCAGAUUUGGGAUGUUACUCAAAAUCAAGUAUCCGCGGAAAUGAGAGAGCACGAGAGACGUGUCUGGUCUGUUGACUUCUCGGUGGACCCCACAUUGCUCGCGAGUGGUAGUGAUGAUGGUUCUGUUAAGCUUUGGAACAUUAAUCAGGGAGGGAGUAUUGGUACGAUUAAAACAAAGGCGAAUGUGUGUUGUGUUAAGUUUCCAUGUGAUUCUAGUAAUUUUGUUGCAUUUGGGUCAGCAGAUCAUAUAGUAUAUUACUAUGAUCUACGAAAUUUGAGCAUACCACUUUGCACAUUGUUUGGACACAAGAAAACCGUUAGUUACAUCAAGUUUGUAGAUUCAAAAACUCUUGUAUCAUCGUCUACUGAUAACACAAUGAAGCUCUGGGAUUUGUCGGAUUGCACGUCUCGAGUUCUUGAUCGCCCACUUCAGUCAUUCACUGGCCAUGUCAACAUGAAGAAUUUUGUUGGUUUAUCUGUAUCGGAUGGCUACAUUGCUACUGGUUCAGAAACAAAUGAGGUAUUCAUCUACCACAAGGCUUUCCCUAUGCCUGCGUUGUCGUAUAAAUUCAAGGCCACAGAUCCAAUAUCGGGAAAUGAAGUGGAUAGCAACGAACAAUUCAUUUCAUCUGUUUGUUGGCGAAACCAGUCCUCCACGUUAGUUGCUGCAAAUUCUAUGGGAAAUAUCAAAAUCUUGGAGAUGGUUUAGUUUUCAAAUUAUACAAGUUUUAGGAUUAGGGUAUAUGCAGAUCUUGUGUAUAAAACUCAGUAGAGAGGUAAAACAUGGGGGGAAAGUCAUAUUCAUGUAUAUAAGUCAUAUACAACAUUUUGUUUGGAAAAAUUAUUCUCUUAGAUAUAGAAUGCUUAAAGAAACAGUCGUAUAUAGUUUAUCGGAUUAAGUAGUUUAUUA